This is a messenger RNA of Oryzias latipes (Japanese medaka), 3339 nucleotides long. RefSeq names its product gamma-glutamyltransferase 5a (gene ggt5a). Gene Ontology annotation, molecular function: leukotriene-C(4) hydrolase activity; glutathione gamma-glutamate hydrolase. The record is from RefSeq and is a predicted model, not a curated record. Gene Ontology annotation, cellular component: plasma membrane. Lineage: Eukaryota; Metazoa; Chordata; Actinopteri; Beloniformes; Adrianichthyidae. Gene Ontology annotation, biological process: inflammatory response; glutathione catabolic process; leukotriene D4 biosynthetic process.
CAGAUUGCAUUUGCGCUCCUAGUAUUCCUCCAAUCCAGUCUGUACCACAGUUUGUGUGACACUGAUGUCCUGCAACCCUUCCUUUAAAGGCUUCCUUGUGGAGUCUGGAUUGUCUCUCUUUGACAGCUGCAUGGUUUCAGGUCAUAUUUUUUGUUCCAUCCAUAGUCAAGCUUCAGCAGUGAACACUUUGGCAUCCUCUGCCUUUAUUUGGUCUCUCAUUGUGACAUAGCCAACCAGGAAACGCUUUCUCAAACCAUUCAUUUAUAGUCACUCUUGCUUUGUCAUGAUAUCCAGAUAGUUGGUGAACUAGCUGAAAGUUGUGGUCUCAAAUAAUGCAUUUGCUUGUAUCGUAUCAGUUAUUUUUUUGAGUUUCUUAGUUUAACUUGUUUUUGUUUGUUCCCCAGAAUUAUAUCACUAAGAAGUCAAACCAUCUAGCAGAAUUGAGCUUUAUUCAGGAGGAAAUGUUCUGCAACACAUCAGUCUGAGUUUCCUCUCUGUACUUUUGAACUUAAAAGAUUAACAAGUUAAAAAGCGGAAGGACUUAUUUAAAGGUUAUUAGAAGCACCUUUUCACCACAAAACAAACAAACAAAGUUACCAACAUGACUGACAUUGAACUAUUUUUCAGCAAUCCUCACCUUUAAUGUGAAGAUUACUUUAGAGAUUUCUUUAAUUUUAAAAACAACUCUCAAUCCACUUUCACUGGCAGAAACGAUUAUAACUUUUAAAAUACUGUCACUUGCUACAAAUAAGGUGUGAUGCAAAAACUCGUUUCUCCGGGUCUUCCACUCCUUCAAGGCAUCUGGGCUACAACAACCUGCUGUCUUUCCCUGCAGGCUUAAUUUGUUUAGUUAACCAAACAUUUCAAGAGUUCAUAUCUAGUUUCUCCAGUCAGGUUCGUUGGAAAAAAACUGAGCAAGAAGCCACAUCCUAACCCCUGGUAAUAUAACCCUUGAAGUGUUGCUUCAUCAUGUCUCGUCCUGAGCACUCCUCUCCAGGAUUGCUGUAGUACUUUGCAGGGAAGUUCGUGCGCAGAGGAAACGCACACCCAUUGCGUUUAGUUCGAGCCAUGGCGCGGUCGAAAGCAAAGGUUUAUCUCUGUUGCGCGCUGAUUCUGAUCAGCUUUAUAUCCAUAAUUGUGUGUAUAGCUGUGUUUGCAAGGCGCAGGUGUCCAAGUGUAUCUUUCUUUAAAGCAGCAGUCGCCACAGACUCAAAGAUAUGCUCGGAAAUUGGAAGGGGCAUACUUGAAAAAGGGGGCUCUGCGGUAGAUGCCGCUAUUGCCGCGCUGCUGUGCACUUUUUUGGCGAAUCCGCACAGUGCAGGGAUUGGAGGGGGCUCCAUAUUCACAGUGAUGGACAGCUCUGGUGAUGUCAAAAUCAUCAACUCCAGAGAGGUAGCGCCUGCAAAAGGGAAAUCUGACUUGCUGAAGUCCUGUCCUGAGAAGAGCAUGACAGGUGUAAAAUGGAUUGGAGUUCCAGGAGAAAUUCGUGGAUAUGAAGCGGCUCACAAGCUGUAUGGAAAGUUGCCCUGGGCUGAUCUCUUUCAGCCCACCAUCAAGCUGGCAAGAAAGGGAAUGCCCAUCUCUGAUAUCCUACAUUCAUACAUUAAGCAAAUCCCAAAUUCAAAUGAGACCCAGUCUUUACGAAAAUUAUUUACAGACGACAACAAUAACUUUCUUAAAGCUGGAGACUUUGUAAAGUUUGAAAAACUGGCAGACACUCUGGAGAUGAUUGCAAACCAAGGAGCAGAUGUCUUUUAUACUGGAAAAAUAGCAAAAGAUUUAGUCCAGGAUGUGAAGGCAGCAGGAGGAACACUUGAGCUUCAGGACCUGGCAUCAUACAAUGCUACCUUGACUGACGCCUGGAAUGUGUCUAUGUGGGAGUAUCAGAUGUACUUCCCCCCACCGCCUGCAGGAGGAAGCCUCCUCACCCUCAUCCUCAACAUCAUGAGAGGUUAUCAGUUAAAUCCAGAAGGUCUGACUGGGGAAAAAAAGACACUAUUUUAUCAUCGUUACAUUGAAUCUUUCAAGUUUGCAAAUGGACUGAAGAAAUACAUUCGAGAUCCAAGGUUCACUUCGGAAAAGAGGGCAAAGCAAUUCACAGAAGAAAGCUUUGCUGACCACAUACGAAGCUUGAUCACAGAUGACAAGACGCAUGACCUCCAGUUUUACAACGUUACUCCACACCUGGACAGCAUUGGCACCACGCAUGUGUCGGUGCUACAUGAAGAUGGAUCUGCCGUUGCUGUCACCAGCACCAUAAACACCAUUUUUGGGUCCAUGGUUGUGUCUCCAAAAACAGGCAUCAUCCUGAAUAACGAGUUGAAAGACUUUUGCGGGAGAGCGGACAGUAUCUUACCUGGAGAGCGUCCCCCCUCAUCCAUGUCCCCCGUUGUGCUGAGGUCUAAAUCAAAGACACUAGUGAUUGGAGGAUCUGGUGGGAGUAUGAUUACGACAGCAAUGGCAUCGGCUCUCAUUAACCAUCUAUGGUUAGGAAAAAGUCUUGAGGACGCUAUUAAUACGUCUGUGGUUUUUGUGGAUAAUACAAAUGCAGUGAAGUUUGAACCUGAUUUUGACAAGGAUGUGAUUGAGGGUCUUAAAGCACUGGGACACAGCCUUGCAACGACCACAAGAUUUUACAACGUUGUUAACGCUGUGGAGAAAGAGGAUGGCUGCAUCUUGGCUGUGUCUGAUGUCAGAAAAAAGGGAGAGCCAGAUGGUUACUAAGCUCAAAUAAGAUGAUUGUCACUAAAAUAAUUUUGGAAAUGUGAAAACAAAGAAAAAACUGCAGAAUGUGUACAGUACAGACCAAAAGUUUGGACACACCUUCUCAUUCAAAUGAAUGGGAAGGUGUGUCUAAACUUUUUGUCUGUACUGUAUAUCUGAAAAAAACAGUGCAGAAGGGUUCCACCAACUGAACUCACAUUGAUAAUAUCAACAAAUAGCUAUUUUAUACAACCUUUUUUAAAACAGUUUUUGACCUUAUACAAUAAAGCAAUUCCUCUUUAUCGAAUGUUUUACCUUGUUUGAUUUUGUAAUGUUUAACAUUAAUUUCAUUACUUCAAACAUUCAACAUCUCCAUCUUUCUGUGUAGGUGAUUCUGGUUAUAGUAAUUGCAUCCAGGUCAAAAAGAAUGUUUCAAGCUCUAUAAAUUGGUUUCAUUUGGCAUCAUACAUUCUUCCUCUUUGUCGCAAAGUGAGAACUGUUUUGUUAUUUAUAAAAUGGCUGCAAAUGAAACAUACAUCACUUCUUGUCACUAAUAAAAAAAAUGUCUAAAGGUAAGCAUGCCCAUAGUUACAGAAACUGAGAAUAUUGGAACUCUACAUUUUUUACUCACAUAAA